UCUGGCAUGGAUGCACACUCGUUUUAUUUGAAAUAAAACAUAACCCUAAAUAUUUUUUAAAUAUAACCUAUAAUCUUUCAAAGAAAAUGAAUUUAUGCGAAGCAGAAAAAACGUUUAUUCUACAUGGCGUUGAAGAAAAUUUUCGGGUAGACGGUAGGGAACGUUCGCAGUACAGGCCGAUGGAACUGGAAACCAACGUUGUUGCUCACGCUUUUGGUUCAUCCCGUUUAAGGCUAGCAAACACCGACGUGCUUGUGGCAGUUAAGAUAGAAACUGAUGUACCUUCAGUUGAUCAGCCUGAUGAGGGAAAGAUCGAAUUCUUUGUAGACUGCUCGGCGAAUGCGACUCCUGAUUUUGAAGGUCGAGGAGGCGAAGAAUUGGCCACGGAAAUUGCAAAUAGCUUAACAUCAGCGUACAGAUCUACAAAAGCUUUUAAUCUAUCAAAGCUUUGCAUUCUUAAAGGGCGUAAGUGCUGGAAGUUGUACGUCGAUAUUUUAUUAUUAGAGUGCGGAGGGAAUUUAUACGAUGCAGUUUCCUUAGCAGUAAAGGCUGCACUGUGGAACACCGAUAUUCCGCGUGUUUUAGCAGUGAAUUUAGACGGAAACAAUGUUGAAAUGGAAGUUUCUGAUAAUAUUCACGAAUGUGUUAAGUUAGAUAUAGUGCCCGCCCCGGUCAUGGUGACGAUAUCCAAAAUAGGCGAACAGUGUGUAGUAGACCCGAGUGCGGCAGAGGAGCAGUGUGCCACUGCAUCGAUGGUCGUUGCAGUUUCACAAGAUCGAUUCACUACGGUUUUGCAAUCUGGUUCUGGUUCAUUACAUCCUUCAACAUUAAGGGAAAGUUUAAAAUUAGGUUUGGAAAUAGGCUCCAAAUUAGAUCAAGCCCUUAUAGAAGUUUUAAAACAAAAGCCUGCCAAAAAACAAAUCGGUUUCUUAAUGUAACUUAUUCAAUAGUGUGCUUUUCAUAUUAUCACUAAUUUUUUGUCUAAGAAAUGCAUAUAUUUUUUUUACCUUCCUAUCCAGUGCGUUUAUAGGUAGGGAGGUUAUACAAUCGAAUAAUGUCAACAAGAGUGAAUCUAGCGCAACGGAGAAUCAUAGUCGUCCCUUUUCAUCCAACAGUGCUUUUUACAAUCAAGCGUUAUGUGAUCCACUUCCACUUUCCUUUUUAAAGACGCACAAUUUUCAUAAAUCAUUUUUGUCUUACUAUUAAAAAAACAUUUAACACUUAAACAAAAUCUCAAUUAUUUUCGAAUUCAAAUUCAUUUAUUUUUAACACACAAAUCAUAUUUAAAAAUAAAGAAAUUGUACACAAAGAAAAAUUUGCAAACUUUAUCAGCUUAAAACGUCUUCCCAAAUUAAAUGAAAGCAAUAAUUUCACAUUUUUGUCUAAUAGUGGCCUACAUUCAAUGUAUAUAAAUCAAAGACGAACCAUUCGUAGCGGCGAUAAUAAUAAUAAUAUAUAUUGACGGACAGUAUCCAUUAUAAAAUACUAAUAACUUAACCAUACAAUUUACCUUAACUAAUUAGGCAAAGUGAAAUUAUGUUUGGUAUCACAGCAAUAUUUAUAGAUAUGGAUUUUUUAAAAUG
Messenger RNA from Photinus pyralis (common eastern firefly), 1583 nucleotides. It is a transcript of the gene Rrp42, whose product is annotated as exosome complex component RRP42. Bases 87 to 938 code for a protein of 283 amino acids. Gene Ontology annotation, biological process: TRAMP-dependent tRNA surveillance pathway; exonucleolytic trimming to generate mature 3'-end of 5.8S rRNA from tricistronic rRNA transcript (SSU-rRNA, 5.8S rRNA, LSU-rRNA); U4 snRNA 3'-end processing. Gene Ontology annotation, cellular component: nuclear exosome (RNase complex); cytoplasmic exosome (RNase complex). The transcript has 4 exons. NCBI's taxonomy places the organism in Eukaryota, Metazoa, Arthropoda, Insecta, Coleoptera, Lampyridae. The record is from RefSeq and is a predicted model, not a curated record.